AUGGCUCCAAAGAAGCAUGCCUACACCUCAACUCCAGUUAUCAAAACCAUCUCUCUUGUUGCUGGAAUGGCUUUCCUUGGUAGAGUUGGGAAUAUACUGAAACAAACAACGAAUAGGAAGGUGAGUUCAGAGUUAUGUUCUUUCCCAUCUGUUUUUCAGGCUACACGACGGCGAAUGUCAAAUGCUCCAACUUCAAGGCUAUAUAUAGGAGGUGUUUCAUAUUCCAUGGAUGAGCAAAGUUUGAGGGAAAUUUGUUCAAAAUAUGGCCAAGUUAUUGAUGCGAGGUUAGUUAUGGAUCGUGAAACUGGUAGGCCCAGAGGAUUUGGUUUUAUCACUUACAGUACAGUUGAGGAGGCAUCAAGUGCCAUUCAGGGCUUGGAUGGACAGGAUCUGCAAGGUCGCCGGGUUAAGGUAAAUUUUGCUGAUGAAAGACCUCGUGGUGGAUUUGGUGCUGGCGCUGGAUAUCAAGGUAGUUAUGGCAACUCUCCUUAUGGUGCUUCUGCAAGUGAUGGUGGGUAUGGGGAUGCUGGUGGUGGCAAUGCUACUGAAGGUUGGAGUGGUGGAUAUGGUGAUGGCUCCAGAACAGGUGGCAGUUUUGGGGGCAGCAACUUUGGCUGUAACUAUGAUGAUACUGGUGCCUAUGGUGGCAAUGCUGCUGGGGGUUAUGGCACUGGAGGAUCAAUUGGUAUCGCUGGUGCCUAUGGUGGCAAUGAUGCUGGGGGUUAUGGCACUGGAGGAUCAAUUGGUGUCGCCGGUGCCUAUGGUAGCAAUGCUGCUAGAGGUUAUGGAAGUGGUGGGUAUGUUGGAGAAUCAGGUGACAGUUUUGGGGGAAGCAGCUCUGGCAAGAACUAUAAUGAUGCCGGUGCCUGUGGUGGUAAUGCUAGUGGCGGCAAUGGCAGUGGUGGAUAUGGUGGUAGUAGCAAUGCUGCUGGAGGUUAUGGCAGCAGUCCAUAUGGUAGUGGAUCAGUCAGAAGUCCCGGGAAUAGCAACUCUGGCAAGAAUUAUGGUGCUGCUGGAGGUUACGGCAGCGGUGGACAUGGUGGAGGAUCAGGUGGUAGUUUUGGGGGAAGCAGCUCUGGCAAUAACUAUGUUGCUGCUGUUGGAUACAAAGGAAGUGGAACAAGUUUUGGGAAUGCUGGUAGCUUUGCAAGCGGUGACACUUACAAUGAUGGAACAGGUAGAAAUUAUGGUGUUGCUGUGAGUGGUGAAGGUAAAACUGGUAACUAUGGUAAUACUCCAGGUAGUGGUUAUGGAAGCUUUGCUGCUGUGGGAUAUGGGAAGAAUAAUUCUUAUGACAGUUCUGCAGGAUUUGGCAAAAAUAAUACACAUGACAGUUCAGCAGGAUUUGGUGGCAACUAUGCUGCUGCUGCAGGUAUUGGCAAGAAUAAUACAUAUGACAGUUCUGCAGGAUUUGGUGGCAGCAGUAGCCAUGGUAGUACUGCUGUUGGUGGCAGGCCGAGUACUGCUGGAUAUGAUGGUGGAUCAGUCAGCAGUCCUGGGGACACCAAGUCUGGCAAGAACUAUGGCGAUGCUGGUGUCUAUGGUGGCAAUGCUGCUGGAGGUUACAGCAGUAGUGGAUAUGGUGGAGGAUCAGGUGGUAGUUUUAGGGUUAGAAGCUCUGGCAAUAACUAUGGUGCUGGUGGUGGUUACAGUGGAAGUGGAACUAGUGUUGGAAAUGCUGGUAGCUUUGCAAGCAGUAACACUUACAAUGACGGACCAGGUGGAGGUUAUGGUGGUAAAAGUGGGAAUUAUGGUGUUAGUGUGAGUAAAGGUAAUACCGGUAACUGUGGUAAUGCUCCUGGUACUGGUUAUGGCAGCUUUGCUGCUUCAGGAGCAUUUGGCAAGAAUAAUACUUAUGACAGUUCUGCAGGAUUUGGGAAGAAUAAUACACAUGACAGUUUUGCAGGAUUUGGCGUCAGCAGUAGCUAUGGUAGUACUGCUGGCGGUGGCAGUCAGAGUUUUGCCCGUAAUCAGCACCCUGGAAGUGCCACAGCGUAUGGCAGUGGUGGUGAUCAGAGUUUUGCCAGUAGUCAACACCCUGGAAGCGCUACGGCGGAUGGCAAUGGUAGAACAAGUACUGGCAGUGCCAUUGCUGGUGGACAUUAUGGCAGCAGUGGCCAAUUUGGCAGCAAUAAAUGCAGAAAUUUGGGUCAACAUGGUGGAGAUUUUGGAGGCUCAUUUCGAGAAAAUUCCAAGAGUGAUGAUUAUGAAAACGAUGCCUUUGAUAGACGGGCUUGA
Molecule: messenger RNA, 2238 nt
Organism: Sphenostylis stenocarpa
Lineage: Eukaryota; Viridiplantae; Streptophyta; Magnoliopsida; Fabales; Fabaceae
Source: the annotation of a GenBank genome assembly